Lepisosteus oculatus (spotted gar) is the source of this 8218-nucleotide messenger RNA. RefSeq names its product kelch domain containing 8B (gene klhdc8b). NCBI's taxonomy places the organism in Eukaryota, Metazoa, Chordata, Actinopteri, Semionotiformes, Lepisosteidae. The record is from RefSeq and is a predicted model, not a curated record. Gene Ontology annotation, molecular function: protein binding.
GCGCUGCUGGUGCCAGAGAUGGCUGUGAGCAGUGUCAAAUCCCUGUACUGGGAAGUGUUCCCACCGAUGCCCACCCGCCGGGUCUACUGCACGCCGGUAUACCACGAGGGGCAGCUGUAUGUGGUGGGGGGCUGCAGCGAGACAGGGCUGCCUCUGGACACGGUGGAGGUGCUGGAUGUGGCGUCUCAGACGUGGGCUCCCCUGCCAGCCCUGCCCACCGCCCGGGCAGGGGCCACCGCCGUCUCCCUGGGCAAGAGGCUGCUGGUGAUCGGGGGCAUGGACGCCGAGCAGAGCCCCCUGUCCUCAGUGGAGGCCUACAAUGUCGACGAGGGCAAGUGGGAGAAGAAGGCCAAUCUUGGCCAGCCGUCAAUGGGCAUCACGUCGGUGGAGAAAGAGGGGAAGGUGUAUGCCCUGGGAGGGAUGGGCUCGGACACCUCACCCCAAGCUCUGGUACGAGUCUACGACAUUGCCAAGGACCAGUGGCAGCCUCUGCCUUCCAUGCCAACACCAAGAUAUGGUGCCUCGUCAUUCCUGCGGGGGAACAAGAUCUAUGUGCUGGGUGGAAGACAAGGUAAACUUCCUAUUACGGCGUUUGAGGCCUUUGACCUGGAAGUGAAAAGCUGGACCCGGUUUCCUUGUAUCCCGAGUAGGAGAGCCUUUGCCAGCUGUGCUAUGACUGACAAAUGUUUCUUCAGCCUUGGGGGGCUUCAGCAGCCUGGACCCCACAACUUCUACUCUCGACCCCACUUUGUCAGUGCGGUGGAAGUGUAUGACACAGAACUGGGAAUUUGGAAUAAACCCACACGAGCGUCUCGUAUGAGGGAAAAACGAGCUGACUUUGUGGCUGGUUACCUUGGAGGAAGAGUCAUCGCAGCAGGAGGCCUAGGCAAUCAGCCCUCGCCCCUGGCCUCCGUGGAGAGCUUCAACCCGGUGAAGAAGCGCUGGGAGUACCUGGCCCCCUUGCCCAACCCUCGCUGCUCCUGCGCAGGCCUGCAGACACCUCACAUGCUCUUCCUCAUUGGAGGGGUGGCCCAGGGCCCGAGCAACGCUGUGGAAGCGCUCUGCCUGCGCGAGAGCGUCUGAGGGAGGGACUGGCCGCGCACCAUGCCAGUUCGCAGCUCGGCCACAGCUGGAAGAGAACCCUAGCUUUCCAGCUUGUGACCUUUUCUAUCUCCCAAAGUCUGAUAGUUAGUCAAGGGGAAAUGUCAAGAGAAUCCACUGGAGUCUGUUCUUCUGGAGUCAAGAGCUUUUUAUGUACUCGAGGAAUAUGAAAGUGAAACAGAUCUGAAUUGUACCGCAGAGUUAUCAAUUUCCAAUCAGGGUGUUCGUUCAAAAGGAGCUUAGGGCCAUACCGCAGUAUCUGCCUGUAGCAGCUGCAAAUUGGAAAACAUUUGUUAAAGCCAAUGCAUGGGGUUUCUUCUUCUAUUACAUGAAAGUUAAUUUGCAUCUCAAUUUUAAUUUAUUUAAUUUACUGAUAUGAUUGAUUCAGUUUGGGUAACAGUUAGAAAAUGUAUAUUUUCCAUAAUGCAGAAACUAAACUAUAUAUUUAGGGAAUUUAGCGCUAUUGACGGGCAUUUAAGACAUUUAAUUUAGAAGUGGUAAUGGCAAUGUCUUAAAUCUGAAAUUCUGUUCAAACUACAGUAUAGACAUUUUAAUCCAUGAGAUGAUUUUUUAAAGAAGGACUACAGGGAGGUUUUUUCUUCAGCAAAUUAUUUUGUUUCCCACACGAUGAAAAAAACCCUUGUGAUUCUGCAAAAGCCACAGUGGAAAUUAAAUUGCACAAGGCAUGAUUUUGGUGCAUUGUAUCUAGUGCACUCUGGAAACACAGGUAUGAAAACUCUCUCUAUUUUCUCUGUACAUCUUCAACAUACAGUACAGUACCUUUUCGAAAUCUCCACUUUAAGUGAACAGAAAUUACAUCAGCUGAUGAGUUUAACUCAUUUUCUUGUACAGAAGGAAAUUAGUUUUGUUCUUUUUCAGGACUGGAUGCAGCCAGCUUUGAAUGAUGCCAGAUUAUUUGUCUAUAUUUUGUAAGAUUCUGGCUUUUUUCAAAACAUGACAGAUCCUUUUUCGAAGCAGACAUAUUAGAAAAUGCGAUUAAGGAAAGUGAACGGGACAGGAGUACCUCUGGCUGCUUUGUGUCAUCAGACAGGCUGAUCUUUUUCAAAUAUCAAAGAGUUGUGGAAUAAGUGGUGGACACAUUUACCACUUAACCAUCUUGACCACAUUUGGUCAAGUUCUACAGCGGAAGAACCCUCACAAAGUCAUUGUGGAAUUCUCCCUGUUAGUACACUGGAUUGUUUGUCUCUCCCAACAACCAUCCUUCAGAAAUGACCUGAAAAUUCUCAAGGCAAUGGAAGUCCAUCCUAACGAAAUGGACACCUCUUGAAAUAUAAGACAAAAAAUACUGUUUAUUAUCUUCUUUACUCUGAUUACUCUGGAAACACCCCAGCCUUUUUGUUGUCGUAAAUAUAUUUUCAUCAGUUGGGAUGGAUGCAUACAACAGACCCGUAAAGUUACAGAAAGAAACAAUCCUACAAACAGCCAUGCUGUCUAACAUUUGGAUGAAUUGUAGCUCACAUAAUCGUUGAACUGAAUCCAGGCCUUUGGUGUUGGCUGCUGGAGCAUGAUAUGAUCUGAGCUCCUGAAGGAAUCCACAGCAUAUUGUACACCAACAGUAUAACAGGUAAAAGGAUCAAAACAAAGACUCUUUUUCCAGUUCAGCUGCAGUUAGCAGAAAUAAAAACUAGUUUUGUCUUUGUGCUGCACAAGCAAUUCUGGCAAUUCUAGAAAUAAAAAUGCUUCCCAUUUAUGUGGGAAAAAACAUUUUUUCCCAAGCUUUCCAUUUAUUCAAUUACCUGGGCUAUCUCAAAUAUGAUCACCUACUGUAUUAACUAGACCCAAAUUUAAAAAUGGAUGUGAAGUCCAGUCUAGACUGAAAAUCAGUCCAAAAGCCAUUUUGAAUGAAUGUUGUCAUUGAAGUAGAACAAAAACGUGUAUCUGAAGUGGUUUUGUGUGAGCUGAUUUUCAGCCGUUUCAACAAAGCUGAAUGAGAGGUGUUCAGUAGUGUGGGAUAGAGGUUUUAACAGUUUACAGUAGCUUUUGUGUCACUGUAGUUGUUUUCUUGAAUCUGCAUUUUUGGUAUAAUGUUGAGAAAACCUCUAUCCUUACUUGGGAUAGGCCGUGCUGACACAGUCAAAGACAAUCAACAACCUGGAAAAAAUUACAAAUAAAAACAUCAAUCAUUCUGCUGGUGAUCAAAAACUAUAAAUAUCUUUGCAAUCGUUUUAGUUCUGUUUUUUAACGAAAAUGAUAUCUAUUGUAACUUCAUUUUAUAGGGAACAAUUUAAUUGGCCAUUUUUCAGUCAGCUUGUUUUCUGGAGAAGACCUCAUCACCCCCAAUCGACAAGAAUUUGCUCCUCAGUCUGUAUAACUGAAUUGUUUUACAGCUAUGCUAGCAGAAAAUGAGUCGGUGAUUGCUCAAUGACCAAUCACCAUUUCAGUGUGCCAACAUCUACGUUUCCUCUCAAAUAAAACGUAUAGGUUCUGUUUUCCCUUGUUUUUUUAGUUGGAAGAUCUACAUGAUGCUUUAGAGAUCCCAUUUCUUCAAAACUGACACCGUUUCAUGAUUGGGUUUAGCAGAAUAGAGUGAUAGUACACAGAGUGCCCUGCAGGGAAAAGGAUGUCACAACAAUGAUGUACUGUACUGUAGCUUGCUGUUGACACCCAUUUCCUAAGAUACAGUAAGGGCACAGGAACACAUAGACACACAGGGAUCGGCUAUGUCCAUCAGCUAUCACUUCCAAUUUAAGUGCUAUAUUUCUUUUGCUACACACGAGUUGACUAAUAAUUAAAACUAUUGCUACCUGCCUGUUCCUAUAUUUUAUAAAUAUGAGAACACCAGCUAUUAGUCUGCUCGUGAUAACCUGAAUGGCCAUAACUGUACCAGUCAUGAUCUUAGCAUGCUGCAAAAGCUGAGAGACACACAGCAGACUGAUUUGUUUUAAGGCAAGCGCAAAAUGUGUAAUGAGCUAGCAUGUAGAAUAAAAAAAGAAAAACAUCUGUGGGUGUAUGGUGUAGUAUUGAGCAUCUUGCAAAGCUCCUAGAAAUGAAGCCAGAAGUUAUUAAAGAAAUGAGGUGAUGUGGUUUAUCUUGAGACUCAGAGUUGCCAAAGGCUUUGAGGUGAGUAUGAAGGUGAUGCGAAGCUGUUUAAAGGCACUUUAAUUAAAAAUAAGUCCUAUACUCCUUUUUUUUAACAGUGGCCAGUGGCAAUUGAAAAUAUUGUGGUAUUAACUUUUUUCACAUCUGAGAGACCUUUUGGUGCACAAUAUUCUGAUGCCUGUUUCUUUUGGAUAUUAAAAGUCUUAGUAUUCAUUGUUUUAACUUCAAAAAGCAAAUUGUUCAUCUUGUCUGUAAUCAUGGUGUAACUGCUGGAUUUAAUUUGUGGAAAUUAAGUGGUAAAUUCAAAGUAUAAAGUGAGAAUUUUGGGGAAACUAAUGAAAGCUUACAUUUUCCCUGUAUUCAGGACGCCUGAGCAGUAAUAGCAUCGGAACAAGUCCUUUAUUCACAACUAGGCAAUACAGAGCUAUCCAGACACAUCUUCUUAAAUGACAGGCAGUUCAGUAACUUGAACAAAUGUACUGGUUAUGAAUUUAUACUAGUUGAAAUAUUAUUCAGUGGCUGUUCACAGUGAAGUACAGUAUUCUACAGGAAGUAUCCACAUUUGGGUAGGGCACUGUCUUAUUAAUCAGGUUAAAUGAUGAGGUCCUGGCAAAGUUAAAUAUACUGUACCUUGAGAAUAGCCUAAUUGGAAUAAGAUACUGUCUAAAUGGCGAUGAGUGGGUUUCAAAAACCAUAAAGCAUAGUGUGAUUUAAAAAUGUUCUUCCUUCAACAUAGGUUCUUUUUCACAUAUUACACACUCACUGGUUCCUCAACAGGACCCUAACAGUUCACUCUGUUUUCAAAAUGUUAUCAUUUGCAUAUUGGAAUAUGGUUUACGUAUGCUCAUUUUGCAGAAUGCUGUUUCCAGUGAGCAUGUGCAUAGUUUUUUUAAGUGUAAUUCUGUACUGUGCAGAACAGGGGAGAGAAAAUCGAUUUUCUCACUUGCAUUUCACAAUCCUGUGUGUGAGUAAGAAAUAAAUUGGUGAUAAAAUAACGCCUGCUGAGGCCUGUGCUGUGGCGUUAUAGACAAAAGGGAGGCAAAAUGAAAUGGAUCAUUGUUUGUUUUAUAACUAAUGUUUUUGUUCAAUGCAAAUCUGGUUUCUUGAGUUCUGAGGUAGUACAGAGUAGCUUAGACUGAUUGGAUGGAUUCAUAUGGGAAUCAAGUAGAUUCCUCUACUCUUGGUUAGCACAAAAGUGAUAUUUUGGCUCUGUUAAGUUUCUGCACAGGAAGCACAGUAUAGAAAUAUUGAAUGAAACCCAAUGGAGAGCCUAAAAAGUUUACAAAGUAUUAAAGUGUUCGACUCUACAUGUAAAAAUCACUGUGGACAAACAAAUCGCUGUUGUGAGAUUUUUUAGUGAGGUGUGUUCAAUAUGUACAGUAUCGAGUGACUCUAAUAGGUUCUGUCAAGCAUAGUGUACCAGUACUUAGCUGAUCCAUUAGUUUUCCUUGUGCUCUUAAUCUGACCAAAUUGGAAAGACAUAGGCAGUAGGUUUAACAAGUGGAUUUGUUCUUUUGGUGGUUGAGUGAUUCCUAAUCAACUGGUGAAAACACAUGGAGAAAUCAAGAAAUUCCCACAUACUGUAAUACUAAUCGGCAAGAUAUCACAGUAACUUUUAAUGUGCCUGCUCUUUUUGUGCCCUUGUCUCUCAGCCAGAGGUUACAACCCACCAGUCAGGCUGUCACCUGUAAACUGUCUGAAAGGGUUUGGUUAUGGACUCCAUAUCUUUACUGUAAACGUUUUCUCUUUAUUACCCUUUUUAGUAGUGUCCACCAAAAAACUCCACUAAAAAUGGUUGGAAAGCCCUGGGGUGCCCAUUGUAUUAUUUCAAGGUAGAAAUAGGUCUUUCUGACAACGUGAAAUACAAUGAAACCACUUUAACUACAGCACUUUUACUUAGGCAUCUGUCUUGAGUGAUUAUACGCUCCCUGCCUGUUAUGUGAGAUUUGUUUGUACAGUAAUAGUCAAGUGUAUUGGAGCACCAUAGGUACAGUACACUAUGUCUCUGGGCUCAGAAUAGUGGGUAGUGGGUUCAAGUCCCUGCUGCCGACCUUCUGUUGUACUUUGAUUGAAGUACUUUACCAGCACAGCUUUGGGUAAUCCCAGUGACGGACUGGCAUUCAGUCCACAGCAGGAUUUUCUUUUGUCUACUUACUGUAACACCACAGAAACCACAAUGAGCUCUGACUUGCUGUUCUCCCAUGGCUUGCAAAUGGAGUAUAUGCAUUUCCUUUGUCUGCCAAUGCAUAUUAUUACUUGUGAUGUUAGUUUUAUUAUUUUUCUAAACACUAUUCUGUAAUAAUAUUUACCAGAAGUACAAGUCGGUUGUUUAUAAUGCCUUUUGACAGAUUCCCAGACUAAAGUGUUGCCUCGAUGUCAUGGGACUCCUUUAGCAGUUGCACAUGGAUGGUAUACACAGGGCUUGCCUCUGAGGAAUCGCCUAGGAAGUGGAGACAAACAAAACAUCUGUGGUAGUUGUUAGCUUUUUUUCUUUCCUAACAACUAGCUUUUUACUUCUCACCUGAAAUAACAGGAAACCUGUAGUUGCCCUCUGCUCAGUAAAAGGAGUAUUAAGAGGCACUCUGAAUAAUCUGAAUAUUUUUCUGUCUUUCUGGACUGCAUAGAGUGGGGUCACUCUUUUGUGUUCUAUACCACAGGGCAGGUUGUUAUAUAGAGGGCAGGCACAGAACAGGUCUCUUGCAUGUCACUGGGUGGUCAUUAACUUGUGGGCUUUGACAGAGUGCUUUAAGCUCUUCAGUUAUGAGUAAGUAUAAUCCCUUGAGGUAGGUAUACCUAAAGGUAUUUCACCUUUCACACUUUCCUCUCAGUAUUGAAAAUGCAUAGUAAAGAUACACUAGAACAACUCAGGAAAACCUGCUAAAGGCUGUAAUUGAAACAUGAUUCUUAUUCUUUAUAACAUUUCAAGGAGUUUGGUGGUUAUAGUAAAGUUGGAACCUAAUCGCAUAAAUAUUGUACUCCUUUAACAUUUCGUUUUCAUUAUUGAUAUCCUCACAGCUAUUCUCUCUGCCUUUGUAUUUUAAAAUCUGUCGCAGUUUCUCCAAGUGGCUUGUGUUAAAUGGGUCUUGUCAUUGUUUCUGUAAAGAAGGCUUACAUGGUAUUGAUCUAUAUUCUCAUUACGGAAAGGAGUAUUCAGUGAAAAUUCCCGACAGUUUCUGAAUCUUGUAAAUAUUUGAUGUGACAGGUCACUGCGCACACACAUUCUGAAUUUGCUGGGGUGAAAAUAUUUGAGUAAUACAACUGGACAUCAUAGUUUACACUUUUUUUUCCUUUGCCGUUCAAUGAGAACAGAAGAAUGGUUACAAAUGCGACCAUUUGACCCGUGUAGCCUGUUUUAUAGUAGAAUAUGAAUCCAAAAAUUUCAUCCAGCUGUUUCUUGAAGGAGGUCUGGGUAUCAACUUCUUUAGCCAGUACCUUGUUCCAUACUCCCAUAACCCUUUGGGUAAAUACUAAGAGCUUCCUGUUCUGAGUUUUAAAUGCUCUUUUCUGUAGUUUUUACUUGUGUCCCCUGGACUCCUUAAAUAAAACUGCAUCAGAAAGAGGGUGAGGUAGUACUGAUUGGCAUGUGUCAUGACUGAUAUUCCUUCUUGUUUGUAUUCACACAUGCUAAACAGGGAUGAUGAGAUCAUGUGGCAAAACACGCCAGGGACACAAUGCCAAAGAGGCAUCAAUCAAUUUUGUUUGGGUAAAACAAGCAGAGCUCCUUCAAGAACCACAUUAUGAUUCUGAACUUCUCCAGAAUGGGACAUUGACCUGGGUGGAUCAAUACCAUGUGAGUCCUCUCUUGGUGAUCAAGUCUCCCAGAUUAGAUCCCGAUGUGUAAUGAACUUUCUCUGCUUUCCUGAUCUUUCACUGAUGGUAGCUACAGACUGUGAGGAGCAGUACUGUGACACUGACAUGUGAAUUCAUUGUGAAUUCUUUGUAUUAGAAGGUGUGUAUGUUACACAGAGUGAAGCUGACUUGGUAGUUCAGUGCCUAUAUUUGUGAGGUAGUGCCUCUACUACAAAUUCUAUAAUAAAAGACUUUAUUUGAUGUCUGA